GUCAGUGUUCAUCCUGUCGCCAAACCGAGCGAGACUCAACGGAUGCUAGAUCGCGAGUACCGCCAGGCCGUUUCCCUGCAGCAAAAUAUCGUCGAAAAAGUACAGCUAUGGCACAACGAAGAGUUGCCGGAUCACAUAGAACGUGUAAAAGCCUUUACAAAGCGUGUUAUCUUCGAGUAUAGCAACAUGGCUUCGAAUAUAGUACCAAUCUGUUCCAAGGCGGUCGAUUCUACAGAGGAAUUCCUGUGCUCGAAUGCGAUCGAAUCAAGCGAUGAGCGCCGCCUUUCAGAGAGUUGGGACAAGCAUCUCCAGCCAGUCUCCUACCACAAUUUCGCUUUGGGUGCCAAGCAAGCUCGACCAAUAUUUGGGAUCGAUUCCACCCCAGAGUUUGUGCUUAUGGCGUUGAGUAGACUACAGAAAGAGGAGGGAGAGGCGG
Molecule: messenger RNA, 436 nt
Organism: Acaulospora colombiana
Lineage: Eukaryota; Fungi; Glomeromycota; Glomeromycetes; Diversisporales; Acaulosporaceae
Source: the annotation of a GenBank genome assembly